UAAAAGCGCUGCGCGUGGGUCACCUCAGCCUUGCGCACCGACUCCACGGCAGUGGGUACAACAAAGCCCACUGAUACGAUAAGACUUUUUUUUACUUUCUGUCUUUGUCAGUUUAUUUCUUUAGAGAGGGGAACUGUGCUUUCUUUUCACUUUUGGUUGUUUUUCUUUUUGUGCGUAAAAUGGCUGGUGUCCCACUCACGAGGGUUCUGGUGGCUUUGUGCGUGUGCAGCGCAGUGGUCCACGGUGUGCCAAAGAAUAAACGACAGAGUGGACAGUAUCAGGUGUAUCCUGAUUUCCACGACACCGAGGCUGUCAGCACAGUUGGCUGCGAGGAAAGCGGUCGCUCAUUCAGAGUGAACGAGCAGUGGGAGAAACCUUACCUGGGCAGCACGCUGUUAUGCACCUGCAAUGGAGCACAAGCCAUCAAAUGUAAAACUAAGCCUGAAGUGGAGGAGUCUUGUCAUGAUAAGUACAAUGACCGGACAUACCGGGUUGGUGAAACUUACGAGAGACCAAAGGACGGAAUGAUGUGGGACUGCACUUGCAUCGGAUCUGGUCGGGGCAAGAUCAGCUGUACCAUCGCAAAUCGUUGCCAUGAAGGCGGAAGGUCUUACAAAAUCGGUGACACCUGGCAGAGGCCUCAUGAUACUGCUGACUACAUGCUGGAGUGUGUGUGUCUUGGAAAUGGCAAGGGAGAGUGGACCUGCAAGCCUGUGGCUGAGCGUUGCUACGACAACAAUGCCGCCUCAUCGUAUGUGGUGGGGGAGACAUGGGAGAAACCCUACCAAGGUUGGAUGAUGCUGGACUGUACUUGCCUGGGCGAGGGAAAUGGCCGUAUCACGUGCACCUCAAGGAAUCGUUGCAAUGACCAAGACACCAAAAGAUCCCACCGCAUUGGAGACACAUGGUCAAAGAAUGAUGCCAAUGGGCACACACUGCAGUGCUUGUGUUUGGGAAACGGUCGUGGAGAGUGGAAGUGUGAGCGCCACAACGCAGGCCAAGGCACAGGUUCGGUGGUGGUGAGCCCACUCCAUCCUCAGCUGGAGCUCGAGAUUCCCAUUGAAGGAACCUGUCGCACGGACUCCGGAGCCACCUACUACGACGGACAGCGUUGGAUCAGGAGCCAGGGCAGCAAGCAGAUGCUCUGUACUUGUCUGGGUAACGGAGUCAGCUGUCAGGAGUGGGAGGCCCGCAACCAGGUGUACAGUGGCAACUCCAACGGCCAGCUAUGCGUCUUCCCAUUUGUGUUCAUGGGGAAGACCUACUACUCGUGCACCACGGACGGACGCACAGAUGGCCAGCUCUGGUGUUCCACCACCUCAGACUAUGAGCGAGACCAGCAGUACUCUUAUUGUACUGAGAAAAAUGCCAUUGUGGCCACACGAGGAGGCAACUCCAAUGGCGCCCUUUGCCACUUUCCCUACCUGUACAGCGGCCGCAACUACACAGACUGCACAUCGGAUGGCCGUCGUGAUAGUAUGAAGUGGUGCGGCACCACGUACAACUAUGAUGCUGAUCAACACUUUGGAUUCUGCCCUAUGGCUGCCCACGAGGAGGUGUGCACCACUAACGACGGAGUCAUGCACCGCGUUGGUGACAAAUGGGACAAACGACAUGACGUCAUGGGGCACAUGAUGGAGUGCACAUGCCUCGGAAAUGGUCGGGGGGAGUGGAAUUGUAUCGCUCACUCACAACUGCGAGAUCAGUGUAUUGUGGAGGGCUUGACCUAUGACGUCAAUCAGGAGUUCUCCAAGCGCCACGACGAGGGCUACAUGUUGAACUGUACUUGCUAUGGGCAAGGACGCGGACGCUGGAAGUGUGAUGCUAUUGAUCAGUGUCAGGAGCCACAGACAAGGGCGUUCUAUCAAAUCGGAGAGUCAUGGGACAAAGUCAUCCAUGGCAUCAACUAUCGCUGUUAUUGCUAUGGCAACGGGAUUGGAGAAAUGAGGUGUGAACCCCAGCAGAAUCACCAAGGCGGCCAUAGGCCAGUUCAGGUCAUCAUCACGGAGGCGGGCAAACAGCCCGACUCGCACCCCAUCCAGUGGGACCCCCCCUCAUCUGUUCAGAUCACGCAGUACAUCCUCAAAUGGAAGAUUAAAAAUUCUCGUACCCCCUGGAAGGAGGUGGUCGUUCCCGGUAACCUCAACUCCUACACCAUUUCCGGUCUGCGUCCGGGGGUCACCUAUGAGGGUCAGCUGAUCAGCAUCUUGCGCUACGGACAACGUGAGACCACACGUUUCGAUUUCACCACCACCCAUGGUUCUUUGGAAACCUCGGAGGGAGAGACAAAAAAACCUCCACCGCUGGUCGACACCUCCGAAUCUGUGACGGAAAUCACUUCAAACAGCUUCGUCGUGUCCUGGACGUCGGCUUCGGCCACCAUCUCCGGCUUUAGGGUGGAGUAUGAGCUCAGCGAGGAAGGUGCACAGCGGCAAGUCUUGGAUCUUCCUCGAACAUCCACUUCUGUCAGCAUCGGUAACCUCCUGCCAGGGCGCAGAUACAACGUUAACGUCUACGAGCUUCCGGACGAGGGCGAUGCCAACCUCAUCCUGUCAACAUCCCAAACGACAGCUCCUGACACUCCUACUCAGCACGCUCUCGAUGAUGUGGGAGAGACCUCGAUCCGCUUCAGAUGGUCCAGACCUCAAGCUCCUAUUACUGGUUACCGUGUGGUCUACACGCCAUCCGUGGAGGGCAGCAGCACCGAGCUGAACCUGCCCGAGUCAGAGACCUCUGUGACCCUGGUUGACCUUCACCCGGGUGUACUGUACAACAUCAGCAUCUUUGCUGUGGAGGAGAACCAGGAAAGUGAGCCUGUUUUUGUCCAAGUCCAUACGGCUGGAUCUUCUCAACCAGAGGAGGUGGCAGCCCCCACCGACUUGCAGUUUUAUGAGGUCACCGAUGUGAAGAUCACCCUCACAUGGAAUGGACCACCCAGCGAGGUGACGGGUUACAGGGUGACCUUUUCCCCCGUGGCGCCCGACGGCACCGAGAUCAGACCCCUCCAGUUGCCGGUGUCGCCCAACGCCUAUGCUGACAUCACCCACCUGCAGCCAGGCACUCUGUACCGCUUCUACGUCUAUGCCAUUAACGGGGGUGUGGAGAGCGAGCCACUGAUGGGAGAGAUGUUUACCAAACCAGAUGCUCCCACCAGCGUGCAGUUCACCGACAUCGGCCCAGACAACGCUCUGGUUACUUGGGAAGCUCCCCGUGCCUCAGUAUCUGGCUAUCGUCUCUUCUUGAGUAUCCAGGGCUCCAGUCCUGUCGAGAAGCGAAUCCCCGGUGAUGUCACCCAAUACGCGCUGAGGAAUUUGCGUCCUGAAACCGAUUAUACUGCUACUCUGCACUCUGAGCUGAACAGUGUGCUUAGUGAGCCCAUUACCACGCUUUUCACCACAGCUCCCCAAAUGGGAAAUGCACCUGCGUUCAGCACAGAGGUCACCGAUACCUCCAUCAUCAUCUCCUGGAUACCUGUCCGCAGGUUUAGCUACAAGCUGUCUGUGCUCCCCAGCCAGCAAGGAGAGUCUCCAAAACACAAGACCUCUGACACUGGGCGCCUUUAUGUAAGCGGUUUGAUUCCCGGAACUCAGUACACAUACAGCGUUCAGCCCAUCUUCAAUGGACGCCCUCGUGGAAGCGCCAUCACCCGCAACGUUGUCACCUCUUUGUCUCCUCCCACUGACCUGAGAGUCCAGUCCAACUCUGACACAGGAGAUCUCGCUGUCCACUGGACGGCCUCCAAAACAGCAGACAUCACCGGCUACAGAGUGUCCAGCACGCCUACCAGUGGACAGAAAGGAAACAGCAUCGAGGAAUUUGUGAGGGCUGAUCAAACCUCAUGCGUGCUUGAGAACCUCAAUCUUGGGGUGGAGUACAACAUUAGCGUGUUCACCGUCAAGGAGCAUUUGGAAAGUCUGCCCGUGUCCACUAUUAUCACCCCAGACAUACCUCCACCGAGACAUAUUCGCUUUGUCGACAUUACUGACACCACCAUUGGCCUGCGCUGGAUCCCACUGAACUAUUCGACCAUAACGGGUUACCGGAUAACGGUAGCGACGGCGGGCGAGAACGUGCCCAUUUUUCAAGAUAUGGUGGACGCAUCGGCUGGUUAUUACACGCUCCGUGGUUUGGAGCCCGGCGUGGACUAUGACAUCAGUAUCGUCACAGUUAUGGAAGAGGGGGAAAGCGAGCCAACCACACACACAAAGCAAACUCAAGCGGUGAUUCCAGCUCCAACCAACUUGCAGUUCGGAGGUGUGGGUCCUGACCACAUCAGGGUCACAUGGACAGUCCCACACGUUGCCACUCCGAGCGACAUUUCUCGCUUUGUCAUCCGCUACAGCCCUGUGACUGACGACCGCGAUUUUAAGGAGGUCAACGUGGGCGGAGCCUCCAACACCUUCUUGCUGGAGAAUUUGCUUCCUGACACAGAAUAUCGCAUUAGUGUGGUGUACAUUUAUGGAGAGCGAGAAAGCAACCCUGCCACAGCGACACAGAGGACAGCUGUGGAUUCCCCAACUGCUUUGGACUUUUCUGACAUCCAAACCAACUCCUUUACCAUUAAGUGGCGGGCUCCAUCCGCUAGCAUCACGGGUUACCGGAUCCGCCAUCAGAAGACAAGUGGUGGGCGCACCAAGGAUGAGAGACUUCCCCCUAGCAGGACUUAUUACACUCUGACCGGGCUGACUCCUGAGACCGAGUACCUCAUCGCUGUGUACGCUGUCAAUGGCAACCAGGAGAGCCAACCUGUGACGGGCACACAGGCCACCAUUUCUGAUGCUCCCACUGACCUGGAAGUCGUGUCGUCUUCGCCCACAAGCAUCACCAUUCGAUGGGACGCUCCCUCUGUUGCCGUCAAUCAAUACCGGAUCACUUACAGAGGCACAGGUGGGGGAGCUCCUCAAGAGUUCACCAUCCCUGGCACUCAGACCACAGCCACCAUCACCGAUCUGCAGCCGGGUAGCGACUACACCAUCACUGUUUAUGCUGUUACCGGAAGAGGGGAUAACCCCGCCUCCAACACCCCGGUCUACAUCACACAUAAGACUGAUAUUGAGCCGCCCGCUAGCAUGGAUGUGACUGAUGUGAGCGACAAUGCAAUCACAGUACGCUGGGCUCCUGCUCGGGGGCCCAUCACAGGCUAUAGAGUCACUGGCGCACCUAAAAAUGGCCUUGGACCAUCCUACUCAAGGGACGUGUCUCCCGCUCAAACUGAGAUGACCCUCACAGGCUUGAUGCCAACUGUUGAAUACGUUGUGAGCGUCUCUGCCCUGGGUACUGAUGGCCAGCCUUCCUCUGCAGUGGUGGAAAAUGCCAUCACAGCGAUGGAUCGUCCAAAGGACCUGACCUUCUCUGACAUCGAUGCCAACUCUAUGCGCAUCGCUUGGGACAGUCCAGAGGGCGCAGUCACAUCCUACCGCGUUCUCUACUCCAGCCCCGACGAUGGCGAGAGGGAGCUGCGUCCGUCACCCAGAGGCGAUCAGGAUAGCGUGGCCAUAAAAGGCCUUCGGGCUGGAACGGAGUACACUGUCAAAGUCAUUGCUCUCCAUGGCCGCACACCCAGCACACCAUUGGUGGGAACGCAAGCCACAGUCAUCCCAGCUCCCACCAACCUGCUCAUCUCAGAGGUGGAGCCCACUUCCUUUGCCGCGUCGUGGCAGGCACCUAACGCACGGCUGUUGGGAUACCGUGUGGUUGUCAACCCAGAGAACAUCAACAGUCCCGCCAAGGAACUCAAUGUUUCUCCUGACACAACACGCGUGGUCAUACCCGGGCUUAUGGUAGCCACCAGAUACCAGGUCCAUGUCUAUGCUCUGAAAAACUCCGUCACCAGCAGACCACUGGUGGGAGAGGCAACCACACUGGAAGAUGUAAGUCCGCCUAAGCGUGUGCGUAUCAUGGAUGUGAGGGACAGCUCUUUCACCCUCAGCUGGCGUGCUAAGGUGGAAACCAUUACCGGUUUGCUCCUUGAGGCCACGCCCCAGGGUAGCUCCCGUCCCACUGUCACCGAGACCAUCCCAGCAGAUGUAUACACAUACACCGUCAAAGGUCUCAAGCCAGGCACCACAUAUUCCAUUAACCUGUACACUCUGAACGGCAACACAAGGAGCGCCCCGAUGACACUUAUUGUCCAAACAGCUAAACCGGUCGUCCAAGCUCCCACCAACCUUCAAGUGACGUCUUUGAACCCCACCGACAUCUCAUUCACCUGGCAACCUCCAGCCACGUCCAUCACGGGUUACUACGUCACCUACGGGGAGCCCAGAGCCACUCCACAGGAGCUGAAGCCACGGCCCCACGCUGGACAGAACUACGCCACCAUAUCUGGCCUGAAACCAGCCACAGAGUACAUCAUCAAGAUUGUUGCCAUCCAGAACACACAGAGAAGCACUCCACUUGUGGGACGAAUCAGGACUCAACCUGACUCCUUGCUCCCCGUGCCGCAACCCCAUCGCCCUGGAGGUACCACUGAUCUGGACAAAAGAGUUCAGCUCGUGGGAAAUAAUAACCAGGAUGGUCUCGGUGGUCAGAGCCAGCAUGUGGAGUAUACUGAGUACAACAACAAAAACCGGCCCACCCCGCAGACCCCGUACGGCCAAGUUCAAGAGCCCCUAGUUUUUGUGCCCCUCCCUGACGACGGUGGCCGGCGCAAGCCCUACGUGAAGCUCAAUGUGCCCUAUGGCACCAUCUUUGCCAACGAGACAGGUCUCCCGCAGGAGGCUCAAACAAGAACUUCCAUUUCCUGGAACCCGUACAGUCAGAGCAACGCGUACUUGGUCUCUUGCAAUCCAGUAACACAUUUAGAUGAGAAAAUGUUCCAGGUACGCUUACCAGGCUCCGCCACGACCGCCACGCUGAUCGGCCUCACCCCUGGGGCUGACUACAACGUGAUUGUGGAGGCUCUGAAGGGAGCGCUCAAACACAAGGUCCUUGAGCAGCUUGUUACCGCUGAAAACACCGUCCAAGAGGGAGUUCCUCCGUCAGACGACGCCUGCUACGACACCUUCACCGCAACCUACCACGAUGUCGGCACUCAGUGGGAACGCAUGUCCGAGACGGGCUUCAAGCUGUGGUGCACGUGUCUGGGCCUCGGAAGGGGACACUUCAGAUGUGACUCCUCUAAGUGGUGCCAUGACAACGGGCAAAAUUACCGCGUCGGAGACAAGUGGGACCGCCAGGCCGAGAACAAUCACUUGAUGAGCUGCACUUGCCUGGGCAAUGGCAAAGGAGAGUUCAAGUGUGAACCACAUGAAUCAGUGUGCUACGAUGAAGGCAAAACAUUCCAAGUGGGCAACCAGUGGCAGAAAGAGUACCUGGGCGCCAUUUGCACCUGCACAUGCUACGGCGGACAGCAGGGCUGGCGAUGCGAGAACUGUCGCAAACCGGCAUCGGACGCCGACGCCGGUGUAGUGCAACCUGUUCAAUACGGCAAGAACAUUCACUGCCCCAUUGAAUGUCUCCGACCCGGCCUUCUGGCAGACACGCUGGUGGUCCGGGAUCCUCUGGAGUGAGAGAAGCGCCCGUCGGACCGACCGCUUUGCUCCCUUAUUGUCUGAUUACUGCACUGCCCGAACCCAGAGAUGUCGUUGUCUGCCGUGGCGCAAACGGCCUAAUCAUUUUCUGACACAUGCUCAUCCAAUGUUAAACUGCACUUCUGCCUGAUCAACAUGAUCCCUUCACUCAUGACCAUUUCUAACUUGGCUCUAUUUAGCGCAACGGCCAUUACAGCUCAGCUCAGUAACUCAAUGUGUGUUUCAGGCAUAGUUUUGUUAAACAUUGUUGCGUUUCAAAGCAUUCCGCUACUGCUGGCAAGAGGGGUCACACUGUCUCUUACUAAUUUAUCCCUUUAAUUUCUGUGUGUGAAUGUGGGUGGAAUUGUCGCUGUUCUAUUUUUGUAUCUUGUUGUCCAUGCCAAAGUUGUUUCUACUCGACAGAAAGUCUCUUAUUGUAAUAAAGUUGGAAAGAUCCAAGAUCAAAGC
This is a messenger RNA of Syngnathus acus (greater pipefish), 7979 nucleotides long. It is a transcript of the gene fn1b, whose product is annotated as fibronectin 1b. Gene Ontology annotation, molecular function: proteoglycan binding; integrin binding. Gene Ontology annotation, biological process: cell-substrate junction assembly; nervous system development; heart development. Gene Ontology annotation, cellular component: extracellular region. The transcript has 46 exons. The record is from RefSeq and is a predicted model, not a curated record. Lineage: Eukaryota; Metazoa; Chordata; Actinopteri; Syngnathiformes; Syngnathidae. Bases 180 to 7511 code for a protein of 2443 amino acids.